This is a messenger RNA of Nicotiana tabacum (common tobacco), 416 nucleotides long. The record is from RefSeq and is a predicted model, not a curated record. NCBI's taxonomy places the organism in Eukaryota, Viridiplantae, Streptophyta, Magnoliopsida, Solanales, Solanaceae.
AUGGAAGUCGAGCAAGAUAUUGAAGAAUUAUUAAUCAUGAGAGACUCAGAUUUGAUUAUCCUACAAGCUCAAGGAGAAUGGGAAACCCGAGAUGUCAAGCUUAUUCAUUAUAAGCAACAUGUGGAAGAACUUGGCAAGCGUUCCACGUCGAUAGAGUUCAGAUACAUCCCUCGUUGCCACAAUGAAUUAGCUGAUGCGCUUGCCACUUUGGCCUCGAUGCUGCCAUACCCAAGCAAUGCCUACAUUGAUCCCUUGGAAAUCCAAAUCAAGGAAAGGCAUGACUAUUGUAAUGCGGUCGAGGUAGAACCAAAUGUUCAGCCAUGGAGUGUGUGGACCCCAUAUGAACGAGUAUGUUUUGGCAAAGAAAAUCCUCCGAGCAGGCUACUACUGGAUGACCAUGGAAGAGAUUGCUUCAG